AUGGUGCCCGAAAUAUUGUUUUUACUCAAUGAAACUCAGCACUGGCAUCUUUACAGUUUCACCUGCCGUAAUAGAUAAUGAUUGCUUAACAUAACUAAUGAUUAUUAGUUUACGACAAUUAUUUCUUUUAUUAAAAAAUACUAUAUUUAAAUAAAAUCUAGCAAACUGGUUUACUUGUAGAACGACGUCUACCAGCAAUUUAUUUUUUUUUAGUUAUCAUUAUGUGGCCACACCAUUUGCCCGCUCGCCAGCACUCGACAAGCUUCGUCUUGCUUCGCAGGCAGUCUUUGAGCACUUUGCAUUUGUCGUAGUUUUCAAUCGAAAAUGUUUGCGGCGGCGGUAAGAUGUAGCAAAAUAUUUUCUCGCCAAAAUUUUGUGAAUAUUUGUAGAGAAGUUCAUUGUGAAAAAAAUGAUUAAAAAGUAAUUGAAGUGAAAAUGUUAAAAAUUUGCAGUUAUUAGGUAUUCACCGCUGUUACUGGAAUUAAUAAUUUUGAGAAUAAGUUUUAAUUGUACUGAAUUGAUUUAUUUGUGAAUUGAAUCGUCAAAUAAAAUUAUGGAAUAUGCGGAGCGAGUAAACGUAUAUAACUAUUUAGCAUAAACUGAAAAUGAAGUAAAAGUUUAGUAGAAUUGUGGAAGAAUUAAUUGUGUUAACGAAAACUGAACAUAGAUAUAAAACAAAGGCCAAUAUAAAAUUGGUUUCGCAGUAUUUGGUGACGGUGCUGAUAUUCAGCAUAAUAGAACAGCAGACAAUUUGAGCAGCAGCUACGAAAUUCGUAUUUGAGUCUCUAUUCUUAACAUUUGGAAAGGAUAGUCGCGCACGGCGCAAUGAAAAGGCAACGUAGUAAUCGCACUUCACUACAAGCAAAGCCUCAACCAACAUAUAAACAUUUGCUAUAUAAACACAAAACGCAUUCAUCUCUAGUGCGGAAGUUGAAAUUUGAGUUUGAAGAAAGGAAAAUUUAUUCCGUUUUACCAAAAUAACAACUUAAUAGUUAAGAAUUACAAUUUAAUUGAAAUUAAAAAGCGACGUUGGUUUUACGGAAUAUCGGUGAAAUUUGCUGACAGCUACUAUUAGUAGUAGUUUAUUUUAAUUUACAAAGGAAAAGUGCAUAAAGACAACGAUAAAAGUAAAACAAAGUUUAUUUUAAAAAUGAUGAAGCGUACUCGCGUGGAUGAAGUCCAAUAUGGCACUCGUCCCGGCCCUGGUGGAGUGGGUGGAAGUGGCGGUGGAGGAGGUGGUGGAGGCAACGUCUCUGGCUUGGUGGGCAGCUCCAAUUCCGCCAACACAGUUAAUAUUGGCGCUGUGGUUCCCGGCAGUCAUGGCAGUUCCAGCUUAAGCGUCGGUUUGUCUGGUGGCAACGCGUCUGGUUCGAUGCCACAUCAUCGUAUAGUAAUACCACAACAUGGUGGUGCGCAGACCAUUGCAUAUUUGCCAUCAACCACACCAGCGGCAGCCAACUUGAAAUCUACUACUGGAUUAGUAGAUAGUAGUACUAGUAGCGGUGGUGCCGCAAGUCACGAUAGUGCAGGAGGCAGCAGCGGUUCUGUGCAGCUAUCAGGAGGAACGGUUGUUACCUCCGGUGGGGGUGUCUCCGGAACAGUCAAUGCAGGAACUGUUCAUACACAGGCUGUGCAGUAUCCAUCUUCCUACAAUGCUUCAUCUGUAUCUUCCACUGUUGGUGGUAAUAUGAAAACAUCAUCUGAUGGAACCGUGCAAAUUCAUGUAACGGGUGGAGCUGGUAGUAACGUGCCGAAUUCUGGAUCUCAGCCAAAUUCUCUCCGCACAAGAACGAUUAGUUCUUCGCAAAAUAUUUCUGUGAGUAGCGGCACUAGUGGUAAUUUGAACGCACCACAAGUAUUGACAGGUCUAGCUCCGCUAGCAACAACACCGGCUCAACCCGGUCAGCCGGCCAUCGGUCCUCCUCGUCUUAAAGUGGAGGAUGCACUAAGUUACUUGGAUCAAGUAAAAUUUCAAUAUGCUGACCAACCACAAAUUUACAACAACUUUCUGGAUAUAAUGAAAGAAUUUAAGUCCCACUGUAUUGACACACCCGGAGUUAUACAACGUGUGUCCAAUUUGUUUAAGGGACAUACAGAAUUGAUUUAUGGCUUCAACAUGUUUCUACCAGCAGGUUAUAAAAUCGAAAUACAUUCAGAUGAGCUUGGCGUUUCGGUACCCGUUGUAUCGAUGCCUUCAGCAUCGCCAACCAGUCUACAUGGCAAUAUACCAGGCGUUAGUGGUAGCGUCGGAAAUAUGCAAACAAUAAUCAAUAGGGCUAAUCAAAGCAGCUCUAGUAACGCGCCAAGCAGUUUGGAACACCACCAAUUACCAACCAGUAGUACCAGUAACAGCACUGGUAUAGCGGUGAAUCUUAUGACGCAUGGUGGUGCGUCGUUGUCUCAAACGACAAUACAUGCUUUACAAUCCACUGCUUCACAGCCAUCACCAAGCGGACCAGGAAUAUCGCAACAUGCUCACGUUUCUGUUUCGCCCGCACCAUCGUCUGUGACACAAAUGCAAAGCGUAACAGUGGCACCUGUAUCAUCUGGACAUUUACCACAAAAUUUUUCACGAGACCGGGACCGUCCCAGUAUAGCACAAGCCGUAGUCACUAGCAGCAUGGGUGGUGGUCCGGCAACACUCAAUUCACUCAGCGAACUUACGCCACAAAUGAACAAUACAGGUGGCGGCGGCGGCGGAAGCGGUGGAAAUUCACAUCAUAAUCUGCACCAUAUUUCACAAGCGCAUCAGUCAAUACUCAUGGGCGAAACUGUCGGUCAACAAAAUCAGCCCGUCGAAUUCAAUCAUGCCAUAUCUUAUGUUAAUAAAAUUAAGAAUCGCUUCCAAAACAAACCAGAGAAAUAUAAAAAAUUCCUUGAAAUUCUCCAUACUUACCAAAAGGAGCAAAAAAUCAUAAAAGAGGGUAGUCCCAAUCAAGGAAAAACCUUAACCGAGCAAGAAGUUUACACACAAGUUGCAAAGUUAUUUGGUCAGGAUGAGGAUCUACUAAGGGAGUUUGGCCAAUUUCUUCCAGACGCUACAAAUCAUCAAGGCGUUCAAUAUUUGUCUAAAUCGCACAACGAUCACAAACGCACCAACGCAGGCACAGUUGGUAGUGCAAUGAGUGGCGCUUCUGGUGGUGCUAUAAGCAGCGGUGGAAGCGGCGGUGCCCAUCAUAUGCCCUUGCCAUCGUCAUCUGGCUCACCGUUGCAUCUCAAUAGUGGCGCAACAUUAUCACAAAUCGGCAGCAGUACACAUGCCACGGUAUUGGGUAACCUAUCUGCAGUCAAUACGAGUGUGAGCAUUAAGUCAUACAACAAUGCGCAACAACAGUCGCAAAAUCAUGUGAUAAAUUCUGGCGCUGUCGGCGGACGUGGUGGUGAGGUUGUAUACGACAAAGAUUACCCUCAUCAUGUAACCGUGCACCCCAGUAGCGGCGUCCAUUUGAAAGUGCUGCAUGAUGGUGUUGUAAGCACCGGUGCUGUAAUUCACGACAUAAAUGUUCCGUCAAGUAUUCGCAAUUACGAAAAAGAUACACAUCGCAGUAAUCACCAUGCGAUAAGUGGUCUAAAAUACCCACACGCUCAAGGCUCCAAUAUUAGUGGCGUUUCCGGUCACUCUUCGAAAAAGUCGCCAAGUUACAGCUCAGGCAUGGGAUCGCUGAGUGGCAGUGGCAAUGCUUCAAUGAGUGUAGAUCGCUCUGCCAUUGGCAUGAACUAUUCGCAGCAAGUGCUUGGUCACAUUGCUGGAACGCGACGUCCAGCAAUUGAUGAUGGCGGUAGUGGUAGUGGUGGCGGUGGACUUGGCAGCGGACCACCACCUACUAAGAAACACAAGCCAAUAUGCAAAGACGUCUCGUUUUCAGAAGCAUCGCGAAAGUGUACCAUCUCCGACGCUGCAUUCUUCGAUAAGGUGCGCAAAGCACUGCGAAAUCCCGAUGUGUACGACAACUUUUUACGUUGUCUAACGUUAUUCAAUCAGGAGAUUGUGUCAAAGACUGAAUUAUUGAAUUUAGUAACACCAUUCUUGAAUAAAUUCCCUGAUUUAUUGAGUGGAUUUACUAAAUUUUUGGGACAACCAGUAGCGCCGAUUUCCUCUGGCGGUAGCGGCGGACCAGGUAGUGGCGGUACUGGUAUUUUCGGCUUAGAGGAAAUACCCCUGCAAGCAGCACAUCGGCAAAAUAGUAAUAUCGGCAGCAAUGCAUUGAACGAUCGGCAAGGCAAUCAUCAAGGCGGCGAAUUGGCACAAGAUAUCGAUUUAACCUCGUGUAAACGUCUUGGUGCUUCUUACUGUGCCUUGCCACAGUCCAUUGUGCCGAAAAAGUGUUCGGGACGUACACCGCUAUGUCGCGAAGUGUUGAAUGACAAAUGGGUAUCAUUUCCGACUUGGGCCAGUGAAGAUUCAACUUUUGUCACAUCGCGUAAAACUCAAUUCGAGGAAACCAUUUACAGGAAUAUUCAUAGGACGGAAGAUGAACGCUUCGAAUUGGAUGUCGUGAUCGAAACGAAUAGCGCCACGAUCCGUGUGCUAGAGGGUGUGCAGAAAAAGAUGUCGCGCAUGUCACCGGAGGAGUUGAGCCGCUAUUAUUUGGACGACUAUUUGGGUGGUACUUCGCAGACCAUACACCAAAGGGCUAUUUAUCGUAUAUAUGGUGAUAAGGCAGGCGAAAUAAUACAAGGUCUGAAGAAAAAUCCUUCUGUUGCGGUGCCAAUUGUUUUGAAGAGGUUGAAGGUUAAAGAAGAAGAGUGGCGGGAUGCGCAAAAAGGUUUUAAUAAAUUGUGGAGGGAACAGAAUGAAAAAUAUUACUUGAAGUCACUAGAUCAUCAAGCAAUCAAUUUUAAGCCAAAUGACAUGAAGGCAUUGCGUUCCAAAAAUCUCUUCAACGAAAUCGAAACAUUGUACGAUGAGCGCCACGAUCAAGAUGAUGAGAAUGGCGAACCAAUUACCGGACCUCAUCUGGUGUUGCCAUAUAAAGAUAAAACCAUACUAGAUGAUGCAGCAAAUUUAUUAAUUCAUCAUGUCAAGCGUCAGACAGGCAUACAGAAACAAGAAAAGACUAAAAUCAAACAUAUAUUGCGACAGUUCGUGCCCGAUCUAUUCUUCUCGGCCCGACAACCACUGAGUGAUGAUGAACGCGAAGAUGAUGAUAACGAAAAAAUGGAUGUCGAUGGCAAUGCAACAGGUAACAGGAGUGAACGUGAUUUGCACACCAACAGUGGUGGCAGCGGCAAAGGCAGUAGAACAUCCAGUGGUAACACAUCUAACGCUGACACUGCAAGCGGAGCUGCCGGCUCCAAAACCGAAGGUUCGCCGACAUCGCAUUCGCCAACAACGCCCCCCGAAUCCAACAAUUCGAUAGAAAAUCACAAGAAUAAGGAAACGCCCAUUUCGUCAGCUGUAAGCAGCAGCAACAACAACACCACUUCAAAUCCUGAUGCGGGUUCCAAAGUUACUACAUCUGCAACACCAAUACAGUCGGUGGGUGAAAAAGGCGCCUCCACUAAUAAAGAUUCGCCCACGUUCGCUAAGAGCCAAAAUGCUAGCAAUAAUUUAACAACUGUCGAUGCUGAUGAAACUGCAACAACAAUAACACCCAAUACCAGUCCAUUAUUGGUGUCUACGACAACAAUGUCACCAGUAUCAAUGGUGUCUACGCCCGAGAGUAAAGCAACAGGAAGAAAUAAUUUAUGUGGUGCCUCUGGCGGCGGUGACAACAAUGCAAUUGCACACAAAGGUGAUGGUGCAGGCACUGCAACGUCAGCUCAUCCCACAACACCAACAACUUCGCAUAAGACAAAUGCAGAGAAAAAUAAUAGCUAUGCUGCUGAUACAACAACAACAACUGGUAAAAGUUUAUCAACCACAACCACAAUCACGGCUACACAAGCUCAAGCCGCAGUUAGUGGGUGCAAUUCCAUUGACGCGUUAAAAGUUGAAAUUAAGGAGGAAACGCAGGAUAUGGAUGUUGAUAUACAAUUGCCGCCUCAUGCUAUUAGCAAGCAUUUGGACGAAGCGUACACACUAUUCUUUGCCAACAACAAUUGGUACUUAUUCUUGAGACUACAUGCCAUUUUGUGUGAGCGUUUAAGUACAAUGUAUGAGCGAGCGCAUUUACUGGCUGUCGAAGAGGAACGCCACCGUUCAAAUCGUCGUGAGAGCACAGCGACAGCACUAAGACUGAAACCGAAAUCUGAAAUACCAGUUGAAGACUACUAUCCAGCAUUCCUUGAUAUGCUUAAAAAUGUCUUAGACGGCAAUAUGGAUUCUAAUUCAUUCGAGGAUGCUAUGCGUGAAAUGUUUGGCAUACAUGCAUACAUAUCCUUCACGCUUGAUAAGGUGGUUUCGAAUGCCGUGCGACAGCUGCAAAACUGUGUCACCGAACGUGGUGCAAUCGAGUGCGUUGAACUGUUCCAUCAUGAGCAAAGGCGUGGUGGCGCAGGUGGAUUUUGUCGUGAGGUUCAAAAGAACUUUGCCAACGAAUUGGCAUAUCAACGCAAAGCUGAGGCCAGUUUACAUGAAGAGAACUGCUUCAAAGUGUAUAUUUACAAAAUUGAUUGUCGCGUGACGAUUGAACUGCUCGACACCGAAGUUGAAGAGGCGGAAAAACCUUUGAACAAAGUAAAAUCAUGGAAUAAAUAUGUGGAUCGUCUAGCCAAUCCUACGGCAAAUAGUGUUAGUGGCCAAAAUACUAUGAGCUCCAUAAACUCUUCCACCAUUAGUGUUGGCAGUCUGACUGGUAAUGCUGGUGGCGCAAACAAUACAAAUACAGCCAAUUCGAAUGCGGUAGGCAUGCCUGUGAUUUCCAGCAAUUUCGUGGACUCGAAUGGGAGCGAAAUAAAGCUUGAACGGAUGGACGAAGAGGCAAUGGACACGCACAUUGUGCGUAAGGCACGUUUCCUUAAGCGCAACAAGCGCCUGACUAGCCUACGCGCCGAACAGCAGACACGUUUGCUGCAAUUAAAGGGCGCCACAACAAAAGCAACUGUGGCAGCGGCAGCGGCAAACUCCCCAGCCGAAGGUGGUGCAGCUAGCGGUAGUUCAGUCGAUUUGGCGACGAGCAGUGGUAAUGAUGCGGCUGUUGUUACGGCUGGCGGCGAACCCCACUGGAGUUGGAAUAAGCGGGCGCCAGAGCGUGUGGGUAGCAUUGUGAUGGGCAGUGGUGCUGAGAAGUACUUUGUUAACGAUCGCGACGAAAUCAAAUUCAAUGCAUCUGGUCGUCAAGUGAUCACAAUUAAUAAGAAUCUCCAAUUGUUCAAAUGGGACUCGGUGCGACGUGCGAAAAUGUCACAUGCCAAGGUAACGCAACGCAAAAAUAAACGCUUCCAACGCGUCUUACAAAAGUGGUUGGUGGAGCAUGUGAGUGAUCAGGCGCAACAACAAUGCACGGAUUGGUUGCUGGGCAAGAAUGUGCCAAACAGUGUCAAUUGGGCAUUGAAAACGAAAAUAAUACAACAAAAUGAUAUCAAGCGUACGCCAUAUCACACUUAUAACCGUUACAAAGUUACAUUAAGCGGCAACGCUGCCAAUAGCACAAAUGCCGUUAGCGGCGUUAACAGCAGUGCCAUCUCAACAGCAACAGAUGUCACAACAGCGGCUGGCACUACAACGGUAACGGCAGCUGCCAUAAAUUGUAGCAAUAGUGGCGCGCAGGCGCAACAAACAACACACGUAGCCACAGCAGCGCCUACUACGUUGAGCGCUGGUGGCCAAACUGCGGCGAACCCAAAUGUUUCGGCGACAACGGUGGCGACGGCGGCAACAGCGACAGCGACACACCUCACAUUGACAACGGCAACAGAGACGGCUUAUAAGUUGAAUAUUGGCAGUAGUGCUGCAGGCAAUAACAAUAACAACAACAGCAACAGCAGCAAUAAUAGGCAAUUAGAAAGCUGAAUUCGGCCGAAGUAUGUGUCGUCGUCGGGUGGCGGCGGUGGCAAACGUCGUCGUCAGAGCGUGCGCGCACAUGUUGAUUAAUCAAUAAGCAGAUAUUGAGGGGAGAGCUCAAGGCGCAGGCACAGGCACGGGCACAGAAAAGACAUCUUCGGCCAGCCUCAGCGCACAUUAACUUGUAUAUAAAUGUCACACUUUGUAUAUAAUUCUGUUUGAUUUGAUUUGAUUUUACUCUUUUACUUUGCUUUUUUUCAUUAGUUUAAGUUUAUUUAUGAUAAUGAUUGAAUACUUGCAGUUUAACGCGAUUUUAGAUUUUAAGAAAUACAUACAUAUUUUCCAUGCAAAAUUGUCUGUUUUUUUUUUUCAGUUUACUAAUUUAUUUUUUGCGAUCAUAAAAUUAUAAUACAUAAGAAGCAGCGCGUUAAUUUAACCCUUAAAAGUAUAAUCGCGAACGCGAAAAACGAAAAAAAAAAACAAAAGAGAAGAGAAGAGGAAAUACGGAUGCAUACAAAUGCAUAAAAAUGAAUAUUACUAUUUAGUUCAGCUUUUAAUAAUUUAAUCAUCCUAUUAAUAAAUAGGGUUUGAAGAGGAGGAAUAUUAACCCUACAUUGAAUGAGCAGCUCCUAUAAUUUAUUAUUAUCAUUAUUAUCUAUGUUAGGUAGUUAUUACAUUUGUGUUUAAGCAUAUAAAUAUAUAAAAGGGAUAUUACACUUAAAUGACUUAAAUCGUAUAAUCCAUGUAAAUAAGCUUAACGAAUGUUGGAAUAGCGUCGAAUCUGCUUGGUUGACAAAAGUCAGUGCAUUGAAAUUAAUCUAUUUAUUGGCGUUUGAAGAAAAUUUAAUUUUUAACAAACGCAUUUAAUAUUGAUCGGACAUAUGUAUAUGUGUAGACAUUAAUUGUUAAGUCUGUAAGUAGAGUUUUUUUUUUCUUGUUUGCUUGUAAAUAGCAAGUAUCGCACGGAGAAUAAUUUAAUACGCUUUUUAGAAAAGAAAUUGAAUUAUAUUUAUAAUAGUGGAGUAAAUGAAGUACAUAUUAUAAUAUAUACAUAUAAAUAGCACAUGUAAUUCUAACGAAUAAGCAUUUUCCCUAGUUGUAUUACAAUUUAUUUAAGAUUUAUUGUGUGAAUAUAAUAAUUUUUUUAUUAACUAUUAACGGAUUUUUGAUAAAUUCACAAAAUGAAAAAGAAACAAAAACAUACUACUACGUACAUUUAUAUAUAUAUAUACACACAUAUAUAUGUAUAAGAUGUCGAUUUAUUUAAUAGGACUCUAAUUACGCUAAGUUAAAUGCAAAAAGGAUAAGAAACAAAACAAAACAAUAAAAAGCCUAAUUUUAAUCAUUUCAGUAAAAUAU
Molecule: messenger RNA, 9244 nt
Organism: Ceratitis capitata (Mediterranean fruit fly)
Lineage: Eukaryota; Metazoa; Arthropoda; Insecta; Diptera; Tephritidae
Gene: Sin3A
Product: paired amphipathic helix protein Sin3-like 2
Exons: 13
Coding region: 1151-7894 (2247 amino acids)
Biological process (GO): negative regulation of transcription by RNA polymerase II
Cellular component (GO): chromatin
Molecular function (GO): transcription corepressor activity
Source: RefSeq, a predicted model, not a curated record